Messenger RNA from Culex quinquefasciatus (southern house mosquito), 2108 nucleotides. Its product is annotated as zinc finger protein 227. Gene Ontology annotation, molecular function: DNA-binding transcription factor activity; zinc ion binding; RNA polymerase II cis-regulatory region sequence-specific DNA binding. Gene Ontology annotation, cellular component: nucleus. Bases 110 to 2071 code for a protein of 653 amino acids. The transcript is spliced from 2 exons. Gene Ontology annotation, biological process: regulation of transcription by RNA polymerase II. The record is from RefSeq and is a predicted model, not a curated record. Lineage: Eukaryota; Metazoa; Arthropoda; Insecta; Diptera; Culicidae.
GUCAGUUGCAGCGGAUUUGUCAACAAUCAAACACAAAUAUUUAUUUUUUCAGGGAAUCAUAAAUAAUUUAUUUAAGAAAAACCACCGCAAAUAACCGGACUAACCAACGAUGGACCAGGGAAUCUGCCGCGUGUGCAUGGACGACGACGGGGAAAACUUUACAUCGGUGUUUUCCGACGACGGAGGCAAAAUAAACGCCGCGGACAUGAUUGUCGAUUGUGCGGGGGUGGAUGUUGCCAAAGACGACGGCAUGCCGGAAAUGAUAUGCAACGAGUGUCUGUGUGCCAUCCGGGAAGCGCACAAAAUUCGCUCCAAGUGUCGAAACACGGACAGGAAGCUGCGCAAGAUUCUCAACCUGGGAGCGGGGAAAGCUCCUGCAGGGAAGGAAGCUGGACCGGUUAUCCUGCAUGAGAUUGCAACGCAAACUGAAAUGGUGCAGGAGAGUCCGCCGGAGGAACCGCAGAUUAGCAGUGAAGAGUUAUUGCCUAUUUUGCCGGAGAUUCUGGAAGAACCGGUGAUUGAGAAGGAAGAAGAGAACCUGCCGGUUCCGGAUUCUGUGGAGCACACCUCAAACGAUGCCUAUCUCCAGUACGAAGUUGAAGAGUUGCCGGCUGUGUUGGUGAAACAAGAGCACACGCAAUCGUUGACGCCGGUCUACGACACGGAGUACCUCGUGGAAGAAUUGAAAGAAGGCACUGGAGAAGAACCUGAAGUUGAAUCGAUCGGACAAACCGACGAGCAACAAGCUCUAAAGCAGUGCGAGGCUGUGUUGGGAGAAGAGGAAAAAGGUGACAAACAUUGCAUAAAGAUCGAAGUUGAAACGCUGGACGAGAUGGAGUACGAAAACUACGAAGCAAUAGACGAAGAUGAAGAGGCUCUUCAGUGCGAAGAACCGGUUGGAGGAACCUGCUCCGAAGAAAUUGUCAGCUGCUGCGGUUGUCCAUGCGAAUUCAAGUCCAUGGUGGAACUAAGAGCUCACUCCGAGUUAAUACACUUUCCCAUAGAUGAAGGUACGGGCAUAUUGGAUAACUUCACCUGUGAGAUCUGCUACAAGGAGCAUUCUACCUUGAAAGCAUUUGCCCAACACAAGACAAAUCGCUACAACCGAAAGCUGCGAAUGUGCGGCGUCUGUCGUAUUGUGCUGUCGAAUGUGCGCAAAAAGAAACAGCACGAAUCGUUGCACAAGAGCCUUCCCGCGGGAUUCCACAUCGAGUGUUGCGGCUGUGAUCAUCCGAUUCCUUUCAACCAGUACGGCCUGCACAUGGAGCAAAUGCAUAGGCCGGAAGAUCGUGUGGUUACUUCGAUGUUUAUUUGCGAAAUUUGCUUCACGGAUUGUGGGACGAAGCAGCAGCUGGAAUCGCAUCAAUCCAAGUUUGAAGCUUUCAUGCAACAGAACAAACCGGUCAAGCCUGUUUCGUUUGACGACAAGCUCGGCAUAGUGUAUUCCGAUGCCGAUGGUAAGCAGCGGUUUGUUUGUGACAUUUGCGAAAAGAAUUUCUCGACAAAGGGCAAUCUUAAAUCCCACCGGACUCUGCACGACUCCUCCCAGAAACCGGUGUUCAAAUGCACGCUUUGUGUUCCCCAAAGAGACUUUUCCAAAAAGAGCAACUACAACGUCCACAUGCUCAGAACGCACUCAACCGAAAGCUUAUGUUGCCCAGAUUGUGGCAAGAGUUUCAAAUGCUCAAUAAACCUUAAAACUCACAUGAGAGUGCAUACCAAGGAGCGGCCUUAUCUCUGCGCGUAUUGCUCGAAAACCUUCGCACAUCUUUCCGACAAACGACGGCACGAAAUAACUCACACCCAGAAUUACCCGUUCAAAUGUGACCGCUGCAGUAAACCCUUCACCAGAAAAACGGUCCUCGAACGACACCAGGAAAGUUGCGGUCAUCGGAACAACAGACGGUUUAUCGAUUCGCUGACAUCACACGACAAGCCGCCGCAGCAAGAUCCGAUCGAGUUUAUGCUGCCGACGGGGGUGGUGCCGGAGGCGGACGGCGAACAAACUGAAGAGUGGCCGAUGCAAACGCUGGACGAGGGAACAUACGAAACGGAAGUCGAGAUUGAAUAAUAUCUGAGCGAAAUAAAAUCUGCUGGCAGGCUAAAAA